Molecule: messenger RNA, 731 nt
Organism: Peromyscus californicus insignis
Lineage: Eukaryota; Metazoa; Chordata; Mammalia; Rodentia; Cricetidae
Product: C-type lectin domain family 4 member D-like
Exons: 6
Coding region: 1-672 (223 amino acids)
Source: RefSeq, a predicted model, not a curated record
AUGUGGCUAGAAGAACCUCAAAGGAAAUCAAAGGGUAUCCGACACCCCAAGCUGAUCCCUUGGGUCUUGGCUGUGGUUUUCAUCUCACUUCUCAGCGCUUGCUUUAUUGCAAGUUGUUUGGUGACUCAUCAUUACUUCUCACGCUGGAUGCAAAGAGCAAGAACGGUGAAGUUCUCAGACUACCACACAAGGCUAACAUGUACCCGAGAGGAGCCAGAGCCCGGAGCUGCAGGAGGUACCUGGAACUGCUGUCCUGUUAGCUGGGUAGCCUUCCAGUCUAACUGUUACUUCCCUCUUAAUGACAACCAGACGUGGUCUGAGAGUGAGAAGAACUGCUCCGGGAUGGGCAGUCAUUUGGUGACCGUCAACACUGAAGCAGAGCAGAACUUUCUGACUGGGCUUUUGGAUAAGCAAUUUCCCUAUUUCCUGGGACUUACUGAUGAGAACGCGGAAGGUCUGUGGCAGUGGGUGGACCAAACGCCAUUUAACUCACACAUGGAAUUCUGGCAUAAGGGUGAACCCAAUAACUUUAUGGAAGAAGAUUGUGUUGUCCUUAUUAAUGUCCAAGAUAAAUGGGCCUGGAAUGACUUUCCUUGUCAUUUUAGGGCCAGUAGGAUUUGCAAGUUACCUGGAGCAACAUUCGGUUGGAAGCCCACAAAGCAGUUGUUAUGAUGGAGAUGGCAAAGAUGAACCUGUCAGACCGGGGAAAGUGUCUAUGCACCAUAGACAUA